UCUGAAGGUUGGGGUGAACCUGGAGAGGAAGCAGAAAACUUACCCGGCAUGAAAAAAGCUCAGAGUCAUUUCACAAGAAUGAUGCAGUAAAUGAGAAAAUAAUAAGAAAGACAAAAAGCAAAGAUGGAAUUUGUUAAGGCUGUUGUCACUUUAGAAAGGAGGCCGUGUGAGAGGAAGCCAGUGCAGCUGGUCAUCAAAGAAAACAUUGAGAUGAAAGUGUUUUCUUCCAAUGAGCUUUGUAAGGUGGUGAUAACACAUGAGGAGGAGGAACACAGCUUUCAACACAGAUGCUUGGAGAGUCCUGUAGUCCCUAACUGUGUGCAAGAUCCUGAGCUGCAGGUCCAGACUCAACCCAGACUCCAGGCCAAACUCAAAAUAACGUCCCCAGGCCGGGAAAAGCCUCAGUACUCGGUUGUGGUCUACAGGCAAAAAAUUGAGAUGGAGCUAGAGGUGUUUCCUCCCAUCAGUGAGUCAAAAAAUCAGCUAGCAAAGCCGUCCCUUAACAAAGCUGAUUGUCUCAGAUGGAAGAGGCUGAUUCCUCAGAAGAAAAGGCUGGUGGUUAAAGAUGUGAUCUGUCUACCUAGAGGACACUGUAUGUCACAGCUGGACAGACAAAUUGUUCCACAGAGCAAAGACCAAGCAGCUCUGGCAGCCAUGGGAAUGAGUGCUCGCAUCACCAUUGACAGCAGCUGGACAGCCACUCAGGUGCAGAGCCGGCUGGCGAUGCUCUUCCAAGAGCACUUUGUAAAACAGACAGGACAAACGUUUGGCUUUACAUAUCUGCAGUGUGUGCAGGGCACCAGGGUGCUGUUUGUCCCAGACACUCCUGCAGAAGGCUGGACUGGAGAGCAGGUCCUCAGGAUCUCUGGACAUGGUGCUUUAUAUAUCCUGAGCCAUCAUGACUACUCAGAAUCGCCUGGGGCAGCUGAGGAAGCCACAGCUGGACACUGGGAAACAGUCCUCACCUUAGAAGACGAUGGCAAGACAGAGUUUUCGUUUGACGACCUCCUUGCUUUCAGAAUUGGAGCUGACAAUUUGCCACCUCUAGGCUUCUCCAGACUAAUAUAUGUUUUUACUCCCAGGUUGGUAUUUAACAUGAAAAAUUUCCCCACUCCUUUUGAUGUGUAGUCACAGGACUUACCACCAGCAUCAUAUUUUCAAUUUUACCUGGAUAUUUUUAUAUCUGGAUGAAACUAUUCACCUGAUACGAUCAUAAAAUAUAGCCCCCCACCCCCCACUUGAGAUUGAGAUGAAUCUUCACAUUUCCCUCACUGUAAAUUCAAUUUCCAGGAUGAAAACAUGCCAGAUGCACGUCUGCCUCAUGCCUCCACCUGUUCUCUGGAGCUAUAUUUGCCAACAGGAGUGGUAGGGGCUGUGGACCUGCUGAACAGAGCUGCGCAUGAGGCCCUGGGAGAUAGAGGCCAACUGAAGACAAGUGGUGAUGAGAUUAGGAAGGGAAUUCCCUCUUGGGUCUUAUGCCUCCUGCAGAAGUUGACUCUCUGGAGAUUAAAGGUUUCUGCCUAACAAUAUGACUAAAAGGAACCAGCCUCCAGUUUGUCAUAUCACUGUUGCUGUGUGUGGUGUGUUGCAUGUGACCUGAUGCUGGAGAUUAGACCAAUGUUUGCAUUGUAUAAGGGUUUAAGCAUUCUGAGUCUGAUGGGUUUAAAGCAUGUGGUGUUUAUAAAAGAACCUGUGCACAUUUCUUUUUCAUUGGAACAAAGUAUUUUAGAAGAACGGGAAGGAAAAAUACUAAAUAUACUGCCUUAGGCCUUUUUGGCAGUGGCAAAUCAGA
Archocentrus centrarchus (flier cichlid) is the source of this 1792-nucleotide messenger RNA. RefSeq lists its product as uncharacterized. The transcript is spliced from 8 exons. NCBI's taxonomy places the organism in Eukaryota, Metazoa, Chordata, Actinopteri, Cichliformes, Cichlidae. The record is from RefSeq and is a predicted model, not a curated record. Bases 124 to 1128 code for a protein of 334 amino acids.